AUGGACGAAUUGAGCUAUUCAAUAGCAACCGAAGAUGACCGAAAGGGGAUCCGAGAGUUUCUGAUGAAACAUUUUCUCAAAGAAGAAACCAUGAAUGUGGCGACAGGUAUCACCGAGGAAGAAUUUGCUCCAUUUGCCGACAAAGUCCUUGACAUAGCGUUGCCAACACCAUUCACUGUCAUUUGUCGAAAUGGGAAUGGAGAUAUCGUUGGUGUGGCGGUGAGCACGAUUUAUCGCCGAGAUGAUCCGGAAUUUGUAGACCCACUCGCAUCCCCACAGCGGCCUGAAAUAGCUGCGAUUGUUGAUUGCAGAGAUCUCCUCAGCGUUGCUUCUGCUUACCAUCGUCGAGGUAUCGCAGGAAAAAUGCUUGAUAAAAGGAAGUCACCCGAAUUUUUGAAGAAAUACGGAGUCCAAGGUUUUAUCUGCCAAGCGUCAUCAUAUGCGAACCAAAUGCUUUUGAAGAAGCGAAAAGAUCAAGAACUAAUGGAUGUGCCAUUCACGAGAUUCACUGGGAAAAAUGGUGCGCAACUUAUUCAGCCACAAGACGAAACAUUAUCAGUGAAACUAUUCUGGAAACCGUAUAACCCUUAA
Cylicostephanus goldi is the source of this 591-nucleotide messenger RNA. The record is from the annotation of a GenBank genome assembly. Lineage: Eukaryota; Metazoa; Nematoda; Chromadorea; Rhabditida; Strongylidae.